AUGGCCAAUGCAAAGAAAGCGCCCUACCCGCUCGCCCUCUGUGUGACCGCUGACGACUUCGCGGCCGCUGCCAAAGAGGUCCUCCCGGAAAAAGCAUGGGUCUAUGUAUCUAGCAGUGCUGCCUCGGGCCUGUCGCUCAAGGCCAAUCUGGACGAUUGGUCACGCAUCAACUUCCGCCCACGCAUCAUGAGAAGCGUCAGCGCCAUCGACACCCGCCGCGCCAUACUGGGGCAGCCAGGCCAGUUCCCCUUCUUUGUGUCGGCCAUGGGCACCCUGGGAAAUGCCCACCCAGGCGCAGAGCCUCUGCUGGCCCGAGGGUCGACGCGCAAGGGCUUGCAUAUGGUGGUGAGCACCGCCACAAGCAAGCCGCUGGAGGAGAUCAUGGACGCCCACCGAGAUGAGCAGCGCCUGCUGGGUAACCAAAGCCCGUCCAGACUGGCCUUCCAGUUGUACAUGCCCGUCGAUCGGUCCAAGGCCAAGUCCCUCAUUCAACGCGUGAAGGCCGCCGGAUAUCACAGCCUGUGGAUCACCGUGGAUACGUCGAUCCUGGGCAAACGCACCGCCGACCGCUACCUCCAGGCCCAGGAGCUGUUGGAGCAAGGCGCGCGCGAGAGGGAGCUUGCCGCCGAAAACGAAUUCGGCCCGGCCUUUGGCGGGCGACCAGUGCCGGGAUAUCUGGACCCCGGGCUCAGCUGGGAGGAUCUGGCCUGGAUCAAGCAGGAAUGGAGCGGACCCAUUGUCUUAAAGGGCCUCCAGACGGUCGAGGAUGUAAAAAUUGCCGUGGAGCACGGCGUCCAAGGCGUCUUGCUGAGCAAUCAUGGCGGACGACAGAUCCACUCGGCUCCAAGUGCCCUGAUGACCCUCUUGGAGAUCCGCAAUUACUACCCGGAAGCCCUGGAGAAGCUCGAGAUCUAUGUGGACGGUGGACUCCGAGACGGAGCGGAUGCCCUCAAGGCCCUGUGCCUGGGGGCCACAGCUGUCGGGGUCGGAAGACCAUACUUCUAUGCGAUGGCUGCAUACGGCAUGGAGGGCAUUGAAAAAUGCACCGACGUGCUUGCCGAAGAGGUGGAGAUCACCAUGAAGAUGCUGGGCGUCUCUUCGCUCGACCAACUCAAACCAGAGAUGGUCAAUGCGACCCGGCUGUUGAAUGAGAUGUGGCGACCUGAAACUGUACGAGCAAGGCUGUAA
Molecule: messenger RNA, 1188 nt
Organism: Penicillium argentinense
Lineage: Eukaryota; Fungi; Ascomycota; Eurotiomycetes; Eurotiales; Aspergillaceae
Exons: 2
Coding region: 1-1188 (395 amino acids)
Molecular function (GO): oxidoreductase activity; FMN binding
Source: RefSeq, a predicted model, not a curated record